This is a messenger RNA of Delphinapterus leucas (beluga whale), 10697 nucleotides long. RefSeq names its product microtubule associated serine/threonine kinase 3 (gene MAST3). Gene Ontology annotation, biological process: intracellular signal transduction; cytoskeleton organization; peptidyl-serine phosphorylation. Lineage: Eukaryota; Metazoa; Chordata; Mammalia; Artiodactyla; Monodontidae. Gene Ontology annotation, molecular function: ATP binding; magnesium ion binding; protein serine/threonine kinase activity. The record is from RefSeq and is a predicted model, not a curated record.
GGGCGGGGCUCGGACAUCGCCCUGGCACCCCAGAGACUUGGAAGCUGCCCAGACCCAGCUCCCCCGCAAGGUACUGUGGGCUGGUGACAUGGACUCUCUGGGCCUCAGUUUACCUCUCCAUAAAAUGGCACUGUGAUCCACACUAGGACCAUGAUGGGAAAAUUCCAUAUUCGGUCAUAGGCAGCAGGUUCCCCCUUCUGAUAGACGGUCAGGGCAAGGCCAGAACUUGAGCUGUUGCCCAAGGACUUCCUCGAGACAGGUGCUGGGUUCCCAGCCUGCUCAGGGCCCUGCUGAAUUGGCCUGGCCCUCCUGUGCUGUGACCCAGCUCAGCUGGCCGGAAAGCUCCUCCCUGUGAAUGUAUAUACAUACAUACACACACACACACACACACACACACUCCUAACGCUGAGAGUCCACCAUUAGAGCCCUGUGCACUGAAGUCAACCAGGCCAAGUGGUAUAGGGAGAAAAGAACCAGCUUGACUGAGCACCUCAAGUUCCUUCUGUCCCCUCUGCAACCCUGGGAGAGAAGCACCCUUUCUGAUCCCAUUGCCCAGCGGAGGAAACUGAGGCUCAGAGAGGAGACACCAGUUCUCCUGGUUCAGUACGUCUGGGGGCCAAGUCAGGGCCAGCUUUGCCAUCAGAGUCUGUUGAGGGUUUGAGCCACUCUCUGCGAUGGCGGGGUCUCAGGAUCUUGCCCCUGUAUGGGAGAGAACAUCAGGGAUAUAGUGGGCGCCUCACACAGCUUGGUCAAAAGUUCAGGGAGGGGACAGAUGUACAGGUCAGUGAUGUCUAGAAUUUGAUGGCCCAUCAACCAUUUACACCUUAGUAUGAAUGAGCUGCUCAGACUCUUCCCAUGGGCCUUUAGUGGGGAGAAGAGAGAACACUUUGGAGCCCACACUGGGAGCUGGGCAACAGGCAGGUACCUUCAUUAAGCAGGCAUCUACUCUGUGCCAGGUGCUAAGGGCAUAGCUGUGAAAAGAUGAACAUAGUUUCUCCCUCAUGAGGCUCUCAGUCAGUUCUCAGGAAGUAGGCAAUGAACAAGGGAAUGGACAAACAAGACACAUUCAGACGGAGACCUCUUAAUCUGGUGUUUGAGCCAAGGCCUGAGCAGAGCUAGGGGAAGGGAAGCACCAAGCAGAGGGAGCUGCACAUGCAAAGGUCCUGAGGCAGGACCAAGAUUUUUAAAGCCCCUGUGGCUACCUUGGGGGAAGAAAGGUUGGCUGGGGACAGGAGACAGGAAUGGAGGUGGCAGAGGCAGGGAAGUGGCUAGGGCAACAUCUAGGUGGGAGAUGGUGGGGCCUGGACCAGGCUGGGGUGUCCAAUGGGAGGCAGAGACUGUGUCGCCCCCAUUUAGCUGAGGAGAAUCUCGGCUUGGGACCUCAAAGUGUGUUGUCCAGAGGCACCCUGAGAGAGAGUGUCAGGCCAGAUCUGACUCUGGGUCCUUGGCCUCAGCCUCAGGUGAGGACAAGAUGAGGGAAGGGACCUGUUGAGAGCAGAUAAGCCAGUUUUACCAGGAGGAAAUAGAGGCAGAGAGUUUGGGAUUCUAGCUGAGUCCACUGGCCCCUUGCUUGCCACCAGGGGGCAGCAGAGCCCCCGUUGACUUGGGCCAGGCAAGGAAAUGGGUACCUGCCUCCUCUGCUCCAAGGGGAAUAAGCCCACAUUUGUCCCCUUGGCCUCCAAGGCCCUGUGGGUCCAGCUCCUGUGAUGAACCACCCCCCCGCCCCGCGUUCUCCCAUCCACCUCUCCAGUGCUCACCCUAUUCUAGCCAUGCGGCUUCCUGGACUGCCAGAAUAUAAGCUGGCCAGCCUCAGGGCCUUUGCACUUGUUGCCCCCCCUGCCCAGAGCUCCGCUUUCUCUGUUUACUCCUUUAUUCAUUUGUCAAGUAUCCAUCAAGCUCUCAGAUAGGAAGCCUUUCGUGUCUAAACCUCCCCGCCCCUGCCCCACCCCACCAUAAGGGCCCCCAAGCCCCAGUUGCAUCCAUUAUGCACAUCCAUUUCCCUCAUCCUGACCCCAUCAUGGUUGUGAUUUCCAUGUUUUCUUGUGUGAUUAUUGAGUUGUUUUUCUCAUCCAAAGGUUUGAGAGCCCCCUGAAAGCCUGACCUGGAUCUGUCCUGGUCAUCCUAUAGCCUCAGGCAGGGCCUGCUAUACAUCAGGUGCUCAAUUAAUGCUUGUGGCACAGACAAAUGGGAAGCAGAUGGGAGGGCUGUACCUGUGGUGUUGGGGGGGGGAGCAGUUUGAAGAGAAGGUCAUGAGUUGGGCCCAUAUGGCCAAGGGGACAACAAAGAGGCUGUUCCAGGCAGGAACAGCAUUGUCAGAGGCGUGUUCCCUCUGGGGGCUUGGACACCAAGGACAGGAAGAAUUUGGAUUUUCUACCGAGGGCACUGGGAGCCACAUAAAGUAUGGGGCUUGGAGGGGCAUGGACAGCUCAUGGGCAGGUAUGAAGGGCUGGGGUGGCCCUACCAAUGUGGGGUCGGAGAUGGGGGUCUGUGUGUCCACCUAGGGCUUUCCUAUUUACACAGUUACUGGCACAAGCAGAGAGAGGCAAAGUCUGAGGUAGAGUUAGGAUUCGAGCUCUAGGAAAGGGAUUUACCCGGGAGUGUGAAUUUGCUGUAAAAUGAGGAGCCGUGGAGGGUGUGUGAGUAGGGGAGGGGCUUGAUCUAGUGGGCAAGGGGCUGGCACCAGAGGUCACUUGAUCAGCCAGCCUUUCGCGGGAGGUCUUUGCCAUGGCCACAGGCCCUCUGGAUUGCCAGCUGUAGCCCUGUUCCGCAGAGGAGGAAACUGAGGCCAGAUGGGCGUGGGAGAAACAGCUGCUGGGGAUGCCAACACAAUGGGCAUAGUGGGAGGCAUGUAGGCAGCACAGACCGGGGAUGAUGGGCAGCUCCUUUACUAACUGUGUGCAGAAGUGUCCCCGGCACACAUGAUGGGGGGAGCUUGUGGACACAGCAUGUUAGCCUAUGGUGCAUGAGACCGUGGCUUCAUCCCCACUCGGGUCCCCAGACCUAUGGGACCUCGAAUUCCUCCCAUGCAGGAGGCUGUGUUUCCUGUAUGUGGCUCAGGCUAAGCACCUGAGGAUGAUGGGUAACCUCUCUCAUCCUCAUCUACACAUAUGACCCCACAGCAGAGCCUGUUCUUUAGCCUCAGAAUAAGUCCAGAAUCCACCCACUUUACUCCACAGCCCCACCCUGGUCCAGGCCUGUGUCCUCCCCUCCCAGACCCUGUUACAGCCCCUCACUAGCCUCCUGCCGCCUCCACUCCUGCCCCCCAACAGCUUCUGUUCCUCGUGGCAGACAUGGGGGGCGGGGUUUACAGACAUAGUCCAGAUCACACCCUCCCGCUGCUCACACAUCCUCCAUGACUCCCUGUUGCUGCUGCAGUAAAACUGCACUCCUCCCUGUAGCCCACAAGGCCCACAUGGUGAGUCUUGCUGGCAUCUUCCCCUCAGUCCUGCUUCAGGGCCUUUGCGUGAGCUGUGCUCCCUGCCUGGGAUGCUCUUUCUCCAUGGCUGGCUCCUCUUCCUUCUCGAUGUCUCACUGCUGGCUGCAGUGUCGCCUCAGAGAGGCCUCCUGGCUAAAGUCGUCCUUUGCCAGCCUUACCCCUGCGCUUUUCCUUCCUCAACUUCAGUGUGUGAAAUUAACUUGUUCAUUUAAUUGUUUCCUGUUCACUCUCUACCUCCCCUACCAGACUGGGGACUCCUGGGGGCAGGGAUUAUUUGUGGCCCGCAUCCCCAGGGUUCAGUACAAGGGCAGACACACCGUAGGUGCUCAAUGUUUGUUGAGUGAAUGAGUGGCCAGAUAUGGGUUGUUUGAGCCCCAGUCUGGGGGGCGUGGAGAGCAGGCCUGGGGAGACACUCAGCAGGUAUCUGGGCCACUGCGUGUGGGCCACCUGAAGGAGACACGGGGCUUGGAGGCAGCAAGGCAGGGAGUCUGAGAGAGACUUGAGAAGCAAAAUGGGUGGCAAGAUGGAUGGGCAGGGUUAGGGCUACACAUCAGGUAGCAAGACCCCCUGUACGCCUCAGUUUUCUCAGAUGUGGGGUCUGGGCUCCAGGCCAGUCCUGCCUCGGCCGGUUCCCAAAGCGUUGUGUGGCCUGUGGAGGGUCCACCUUCAGGGUGACACUGUCCCUGACUUCCUGGGGCUGUCAUGAAAGGAGGAAGCAUUAAUUCACAGACAUUCCAUAGUGAAGAUGAACUGUACCCCCAGCUCUGUACCAGGCACUUUCUGUGCCUCUGAUUUUAUUACAUUUUUCACAAAGGGACAUGUGUAUGUGGGGAACCAGAGGCCUGGAAGUUUGCCUAAUGCUAACGUUUAUCGAACGGUUACCAGGCACUCUUGGGAGGCACAGUGUAAUCUUCAUGUCAGCCCCAUCUUCCUCCCAUCUUACAGUUGAGAAUACUGAGGCUUGAGAAGUUAAAUCAGGCAUCUGAUUCCUGAUAGUAGCCAGGCUGAUGGCCUUUCCCGUCGUACAGACAGGAAGAGCAUAUCAGAUGCCCUGACUCAGUUUGCUAAACACACCCUCUGUGCCAGUCCAGUGCUGGAAGAUGCUGGGACCUCAAGGAGCCCAAGCCUGGGGAAGACAGAGCUGGACAGACACAAGAGAAGACCUCCUGAAGGAGGGGACGCUGGAUUUUGCCAGGCAGGAAAGGCAUCCCAAGAAGUACAGCCAGCGUGGGUGCAGUAGCAUGAGCUGGGCCAGGCUGCUGAAUGGGUCUUGAGUGCCGCACUCAGGAGGGGUUAGCGCCGAGGUAGGGCAGAAAGGGGCGCGAUCGGAUUUACAUUUUGAAGGAAGGGAGCCAACUUCGAAGGUCCUACAUCCAGGUACCGCCAACGCCCCGCCCCCGCCGCCCGCAACCCUGGCAACGCCCCGCCCCUCCGCCCGCGGCCAUGGCAACGCCACGCCCACCAGCCAGCACGCGGGUUCGCAGGUCUUGCUUCCGCGUCGCUCGCCCCACCCCGCCAGGCCAGGCCCCGCCCCCGCGCUGUCCUGGGCGGGGUUCCAGGCCUCGCUCCCGGCCUCGCGCUUCCUCCUCGCCCCCCACCCCCAGCCCCGCGGCGCGUGCCCCGCCCCUCACCGCGGGGCUCCCGGGGCAGAUAACGCCGUGAAGGUUCGCGUCCCGCCGCCGCUGGUUGCGCCCGCGCGCCUCUCGGGCCUCUGGCGGCGGCGGCGGCGGCACAAAGGGAAGCAGCAUGUCCGAUCCUAGCUACUGGACGGCGGUGGCGGCGCCCGGCCACCGGAGCCGCCUGGCCAAGGGCGCGCUGCUGCAGCGCUCCAAGAGCUGCCGCAGCGGGAACCGCAAGAGCCUGGUGGUAGGAACGCCCUCGCCGACCCUUUCCCGGCCCCUGUCACCCCUGUCCAUCCCAACAGGCAGCAGCCCCCUGGAUAGUCCUCGGAACUUCUCAGCUGCAUCUGCUGUCAACUUCCCUUUUGCCCGGAGCCACAUCCCGAGCACAGACAGGGCCGACGGCAGAAGAUGGUCCCUCGCAUCCCUCCCGUCUUCUGGCUAUGGAACCAACACGCCCAGCUCCACUGUCUCGUCGAGCUCAUCCUCCAGGGAGCGCCUCCACCAGCUUCCUUUCCAGCCGACGCCGGACGAACUAUGCUUCCUGUCCAAGCAUUUCCGCAGCUCAGAGAGCAUGGUUGAUGAGGAGGGCGGCCACCACUCACCUCGCCUUCGGCCCCGCUCCCGCAGCCUCAGCCCUGGACGCACAACAGGGGCCUUCGACAAUGAGAUCGUCAUGAUGAAUCACGUGUACCGGGAGAGAUUCCCCAAGGCCACAGCACAGAUGGAGGGCCGUCUGCAGGAGUUUCUGGCCGCCUUCUCACCCGGCGCCCGGCUGGCACUGGCUGACGGCGUCCUGGGUUUCAUCCACCACCAAAUCAUCGAGCUGGCCCGCGACUGCCUGGCCAAGUCUGGAGAGGCUCUUGUCACCUCCCGCUACUUCCUGGAGAUGCAGGAGAAGCUGGAGAGGCUGCUGCAGGAUGCCCAUGAGCGCUCAGACAGUGAGGAAGUUGGCUUCAUUGUCCAGCUUGUCCGGAAGCUGCUGGUCAUCAUCUCACGGCCAGCGAGGCUCCUCGAGUGUCUGGAGUUUGACCCUGAGGAGUUUUACCACCUGCUGGAGGCUGCCGAGGGCCAGGCCCGCGAGGGCCAGGGCAUCAAGACGGACCUGCCGCGGUACAUCAUUGGGCAGCUGGGCCUGGCUAAGGACCCCCUCCAGGAGACGGUGCCUCUGAGUCACCUUGAUGACAGUGGAGGACAGCCCCCAGCACCAGCACCAGCACCGGAGUCCCCAGAAAGUCGUGCCCUGGUCGGCCCUUCACGGAGGAAGCCCUGUGAGAGCGACUUCGAGACUAUCAAACUCAUUAGCAAUGGGGCCUAUGGGGCCGUCUACCUGGUGCGGCACCGGGAAACGAGGCAGCGCUUUGCCAUCAAGAAGAUCAACAAGCAGAACCUGAUCCUUCGCAACCAGAUCCAGCAGGUCUUCGUGGAGCGUGACAUCCUCACCUUCGCUGAGAACCCGUUUGUGGUCAGCAUGUUCUGCUCCUUCGAGACCCGGCGCCACCUCUGCAUGGUUAUGGAGUAUGUGGAAGGCGGCGACUGUGCCACGCUCCUAAAGAACAUGGGCCCGCUGCCCGUGGAUAUGGCCCGCAUGUACUUCGCCGAGACGGUGCUCGCGCUGGAGUACCUGCACAACUAUGGCAUCGUGCACAGGGACCUCAAGCCAGACAACCUGCUCAUCACCUCGCUCGGCCACAUCAAGCUAACUGACUUCGGCCUGUCUAAGAUCGGGCUCAUGAGUAUGGCCACCAACCUCUACGAGGGCCACAUCGAGAAGGACACUCGGGAGUUCGUGGACAAGCAGGUAUGCGGGACGCCUGAGUACAUCGCCCCCGAGGUGAUCUUCCGCCAGGGCUACGGGAAGCCAGUGGACUGGUGGGCCAUGGGCGUCGUCCUCUACGAAUUCCUGGUGGGCUGUGUGCCAUUCUUCGGAGAUACCCCUGAGGAACUCUUUGGCCAGGUGGUCAGUGAUGAGAUCAUGUGGCCAGAGGGGGAUGAAGCCCUUCCAGCUGACGCCCAGGACCUCAUCACCAGGCUGCUCCGACAGAGCCCCCUGGACCGUCUGGGCACUGGAGGCACCCACGAAGUAAAGCAGCACCCCUUCUUCUGGACACUGGACUGGGCGGGGCUUCUGCGACACAAGGCCGAGUUUGUGCCGCAGCUUGAAGCUGAGGACGACACCAGCUACUUUGACACGCGCUCAGAGCGUUACCGUCACCUGGGCUCUGAAGAUGACGAGACGAAUGAUGAGGAGUCAUCCACGGAGAUCCCCCAGUUCUCGUCCUGUUCCCACCGGUUCAGCAAGGUCUACAGCAGCUCUGAGUUCCUGGCCGCCCAGCCCACCCCAACCUUUGCUGAACGGAGCUUCAGUGAGGACCGGGAGGAAGGGUGGGAGCGCAGCAGUGAGGGGGACUAUGGGCGCCGGCUGAGCACCACCGAGGUCCGGCUGAGGUCCUGCACAUCCUCCGGUUCCUCCUGCCACUUACCCUGUUCCCAGCCUGAGCGGGGCCCUAGCCCAUCUUUCCUGAACACCAUCAACCUGGACACGAUGCCCAAAUUUGCCUUCUCAUCAGAGGAUGAGGGAGUCGGCCCAGCUCCUGUGGGCCCCAAAAGGCCCGUCUUCAUUCUGGGGGAGCCCGACCCACCCCCAGCAGCCACCCCAGUGUUGCCCAAGCCCUCAAGCCUUUCUGCUGACACAGCUGCCCUCAGCCACGCGCGCCUACGAAGCAACAGCACUGGUGCACGACACUCUACGCCGAGGGCCCUGGAUGCCGGCCGGGGCCGCCGCCUUGGGGGCCCGAGAGACUCAGCCCCUGAGAAAUCCAGGACCUCCCCCAGCGGGGGUCGCGUGCCCAAGUCAGCCUCAGUGUCUGCCCUGUCGCUCAUCAUCACGGCAGAUGACGGUAGCGGCGGCCCCCUCAUGAGCCCCCUGUCCCCACGCUCGCUGUCCUCAAACCCGUCGUCACGCGACUCCUCUCCAAGCCGAGACCCUUCCCCCGUGUGUGGCAGCCUGCGGCCCCCCAUUGUCAUCCACAGCUCGGGCAAGAAGUAUGGCUUCAGCCUGCGGGCAAUCCGCGUCUACAUGGGUGACAGUGACAUCUACACCGUGCACCAUGUUGUGUGGAGUGUGGAGGAGGGAAGCCCUGCCCAGGAGGCAGGCCUGCGGGCCGGGGACCUCAUCACCCACAUCAACGGGGAGUCGGUCCUGGGGCUGGUGCACAUGGACGUCGUGGAGCUACUGCUGAAGAGUGGCAACAAGAUCGCCCUUCGGACCACGCCCCUGGAGAACACCUCCAUCAAGGUGGGCCCUGCACGGAAGAAUGUGACCAAGGGCCGCAUGGCGCGCAGGAACAAGCGGAGCCGAAGGCGGGAGACGCAGGAGCGGCGGAAGUCGCUCUUCAAGAAGAUCUCAAAACAGUCGUCCGUGCUGCACACCAGCCGCAGCUUCUCUUCCGGCCUCCACCACUCCCUGUCAUCCAGUGAGAGCCUCCCGGGCUCACCCACCCACAGCCUCUCCCCCAGCCCCACCACGCCCUGCUGCAGCCCGGCUCCCGAUGCCCCAGCAGACACAGUGUCUCCACCCAGCGCAUCCCCAAGCUCCAGCAGCCCUGCAUCUCCGGCUGCCGCUGGCCACACCCGACCCAGCUCCCUGCAUGGCCUGGCCACCAAGCUUGGGCCACCCCGCCCCAAAGCCGGCCGCCGCAAGUCCACCAGCAGCAUCCCGCCCUCCCCGCUGGCCUGCCCGCCCGUGCCAGCGCCCCCACCCCGCUCACCCUCGCCCCUGCCAGGGCACCCGCCUGCGCCUGCCCGGUCCCCAAGGCUGCGCCGAGGCCAGUCGGCUGACAAGCUGGGUACAGGUGAGCGGCUCGACGGGGAGCUGGGGCGCCGCAGCCGCGGGCCAGACUCCGAGCUGGUGGUCAUGCGACGGCUGCAUCUGUCCGAGCGCCGAGACUCAUUCAAGAAGCAGGAGGCUGUGCAGGAGGUGAGCUUUGAUGAACCACCUGAGGAGGCCACUGGGCCACCCACCUUGGUGCCGCAGAUCGCCGUGGAGGGCGCUGAGGCUGUGCCAGGAGCCCUUGGACCCUCUGAGAAAGACUAAUCCCUCCUACCUAUCCUCUCCCUGGCCUGGAAGUCAACGCAUUUUUUGUGGAAUGUGUUUUCCAUAAAUUGACACCUGGAUGGAGACUGAGCCACCAGCCUCUGACACCUGGAAGAUGAGAAGCGAUCACGUUUCUUGCUGGAAGGUGCCUCCCUCGUGUUCUGGAGCCGAUCAAUCAGGGGGCCGUAGGGGCAGGCAAGGGAGACUAGGGUGGCAUUGUAAAUAGCAGCAAAUCCCUGCAGCUAAUUUAUUACGUUUCAUAAGCGAUAGCCAGACUGAGCUGCCACUGUUAAGGCAGCUGCCCAGGUCUUGUCCCAUGCACUUGGGACCCAUCUGUAGACCCUGCCCCCUGGGCUGAGAAGGAAGCACUUUGGACAAGUCAACGUGUAUUCGUGUUUUAUGGUUUUUCUGUACUUUUAAAGUUUUUUUGUGUUACUUGAUCCCACCCCUGACUCAAGACCCGCAGAUUUGAAGGGAUGCAGUCAAGCUUACCUGUCCAGGCCCAGUUUGGAUGACUUGGAGAUUCCGUAAACAAUUCCCCUCCACCACAAAACAAAGUAAUCUUGAUGAUGGACUGGAUUCUGAAGGCUACUUCCUACCAUCAUAGCCUCCAUCCCUAGGCCAGCCAUGCUAGAGUCUGCCUCCAGUCCUAUAGGCUUAGGAGGUGUGGGAACUGGGGCUUUGAUAUAUGAGUAGAAGUUCACCAGAUCUAGGCAGAGGGGUCACCUGCGUCACAAGCAGACACUGAUGCCCCAGGAGGCAGAGGCCUCAAAGGACACUGCCAGGGUAGGAGAAGACCCUGGACAAGAUUUUUUGUAUUUGAUGCGCACCAGGGUGAGAACUUGACCAUGAUGUGUCUGAAACAGCCCCUGGGGGGUGCCCUCGAUAUGCCAGAGCCUUGUAGGGCUGAAAUUCGAGUGAGAAAAAUCCAACUGGGGGGCAGUGAGGCCCAAGUUGGAAUCUUGGCUUCACUGUUUGGCUCUGGGAAAAUGACUUCCCCACUCUGUGCCUCAGUUUCCUUGUGUUUACAAAACAAAUCCCAAUGACUAUUAAGCACCUACUGUAUGCCAAGCGCUUUACUUGUGGCUUUUCCCUCAGCCAACCUUGAGAAGGCUGGAGGUGGUGUCGUCAUCCCCAUUUUACAGACAAAUAACUAAGGCCUGGCAAGGCGUGGAGACUUGCCCCCACCAUUGCCUGGAAAGAGUCAUGCAGCCAGGCCCUGUCCUGGGCAUUGUAGUCAAGGGAGCUGGAAUGGAGAAUCUGUUGUCAGAUACAGCCGACUCCAGCUCCAGCUCUCUCCCCUGUAAUGCUGUGUGACCCACUGGGCAUCUCAGAGUCUCCAUUUCCCAUUCAGAGGUGGCCAGCAAGAUCACCGUACCCCACAAUGGUGAGGGCACUUUCCAGGCACUGCAGCCCACUCUGUGUUCUCUCUGGAGACAUCCGUGCAGCACUGCCUGGUGUUGAAACUAGAUCAAGGCUGUGCAUGACUUGCUCCCGCCUUCCAUCCCGGAGCUGACGGUGAAUAAAAGCCCACAUUUACAAAGAA